GAAGACAGUAAACUAGACGAGAGAGUUCGUAAAACCGAUACCAUGCGCUAAAUAACGGCCAACUAGUCACUGCGAUACUGAAUGUUCUAACAGAACGGAUAGUGCAGUGGUAUUGUUACAACAUAUUUUUCUGCAAAUAAGUGUUAAAAGAAUUAAUAACGGAACAUAAUAUUGUGAGCAGCAAAUUGAAGAAUAUGGAUGAUAUUACAGAAAGGACUAAAAGUCUUGCGGGAGAUCAGACGAUUGCGACAAAAAUGUUUAAAAUUCAUGUUGAUUAUUGAUAUGUGUGACCGGAGUAUGGAAAGCGAUUUACAGACUUCAAGCUUGGAGUCAUUGAGAAAUGGCCGUUUGCUGAAGUCACUGGAUCGUUCUCGGUUAAAGACUCAUUUGAAAUUUACGUUAAUGGAAAACUGUUAUACUCAAAGCUUGAAAAGAAAGUGUUUCCACCCGACUGACAGAUAUUCUCUGCUAUACAUAAUUCCAUACACGGCUCUAACUCCAAGAAGACAAAGGGCAGCACAACUAGCAUCUGUGUUCUUCUGUAGUAGGAAUAGGAAUAUCAUAGCAUAGAUAUACUAACAUUUUUAAUAAACAACUUGUCUAAUGUAUUGAUGUACCUUCGUAAUAUUCCACAAAACUAUAUUAGGUUAUGUAAGUUAUGUAAAGCAGUUGCAUGCAGUCUAAUUCACUUAAAUACGUGACAGAAAGCAGCAUAUUACCUGGACCAUUAUAUGCUCUCCAAGUCACAAGAAACGUUCCAUACAUUUUAAAUAAAUAAGAUAUUCAGCAGAACAAGCUAACCACAAGGAAUACGACAUCUACAUGGAAAGUCAACAAGUUUACUUUUUUGUACAUAAGUAUGUCUGUCGUCGGCUUGAAAUGAAUAUUGGAUACCUCAAGCUUCAAUAGAGGCAGGUUCCAUUACGAUGUGCCGCCAACGACAAACAUACUUCAUUAAUGUGUGUAUUAAAGAUAUUCGAAGGUAAAUUUAUUUAAGUAUUCGGAUAAUCGAAUUCAAUAUGACUCUUCGGGCAAAGUUCACGUAUAGGUUAAAGGUCACUAAUUCAAAUUUUUUCUUGUUCCAUAUAAAAAACGACCAGUUCAGAUCUGAUUUACAUACUCUUACAGAACAUCACUUUUUCCUACACCUACAACUAAUAUUCUAUGAAACUUCUAUCAAAAUGAAGGGGAAAAUAGAAAGAAAUUACGGGUUGAAUAGUUUCUAGUGAAAUGCCAGUCAGUGAUGGUCUGUUCACCGAAAAAAUAAUUGCUUUUCUCAUCACAAUAAACCAAUACUUGCGGUUUUGAUCUGCAAUGCCAAAAAAGUGCCAUCGUGUAGAAUGCAUUCUAUCGGUGAAAAAUGUGAUUUAAGCUCCCGUUCUUAACGAGAAUGCCCAAAAUGGAAAAACUUAGGGACUUAAUUCCACCACUGAAGCAUAUUUUGACCGAAUUACUGACAUUAUUAAUGUAAUAUUGAAAGCACCAUGGCCACGUCUGAAAAUAAAUUAUUACGGAAAAGUUCAGGUAAUACUCAUAAUAACGUUUACAAAAUCCCCGGUUAAAGCGCUUAUGUUCGAGAUAUUCUGCUUACUCCAUUCUCUAAUAUAUAAAACCAAAUUAUAUAUUUUACCGAAAAAAAAUAUAUAAAUAAUUUUCAUGUAGGCAUAAAAUAUUGUGAGAUAGUGGGAUUAUUUAUCCUUUGGACAAAUUAUCCUGUCUUAAGGAGCUUGUUCUAUCACGCUCCCUCACAAUGAUGAACAAGUCCAGGCCAGCUAUUAAACUA
Mercenaria mercenaria is the source of this 1783-nucleotide messenger RNA. RefSeq lists its product as uncharacterized. The record is from RefSeq and is a predicted model, not a curated record. The transcript is spliced from 4 exons. Lineage: Eukaryota; Metazoa; Mollusca; Bivalvia; Venerida; Veneridae. Bases 199 to 570 code for a protein of 123 amino acids.